Molecule: messenger RNA, 903 nt
Organism: Fusarium coffeatum
Lineage: Eukaryota; Fungi; Ascomycota; Sordariomycetes; Hypocreales; Nectriaceae
Exons: 3
Coding region: 1-903 (300 amino acids)
Molecular function (GO): oxidoreductase activity
Source: RefSeq, a predicted model, not a curated record
AUGCUUUUCUCGAGUACUGCUCGUCUUCUUCGACCCUUUGCGUCCAAUCUUUCUCCUCUCUCAGCCCCUGGACUUGCGACGCUGGCUUCACAGCAUACACUCCAAGUCCUAGAGGCCCCGACCCUUUCAUUCGCUCAACAACGCGACCAUGUCGACCGAGUGUCCUCGCAGCUAGAGCGUACAGGCAUACUCAAGAUCAUUCUUGGCUUCUCCGAUACCUCAAGCUCUUAUCUCAAGCAGCUUCUUAUGAGUCUGCAUGAGCUCCAUCACCACCGCCUACCUAUAUCGCAUAGUGCUAAGCGUGGCUGGUUUUGGGAUGUUCGACCCAACGACACUACGUUCCAGGCGGGUAACCACCAAGCUCGAUCGGAAACUAUGAAUGAGUUCCCUUGGCAUACCGAUUGUAGCUAUGAGCCCGAGCUACCUCGAUACUUUGCUCUUCAAGUUCUUCAGCACGAUCGCUACGGUGGAGGAACUCUCUCUGUGAUGAACGUUGAGAAGCUCAAUGAACUUCUUUCCACAGAAAGUAAAGCUGCUCUCAUGGCACCCGAGUUCCGCAUCGAGGUCCCACCGGAAUUUAUCAAGGAUCAGGAAAGAAAGCACAUCACUGGGAGUAUCCUCAUGUCGAAUGGUCAGUCGACCAUGAUCAGAUUCAGAGAAGACAUUGUCACGCCAUUGACGUCCCGAGCAGAAGUAGCGCUGCAAGAGCUUUGUACAGCACUCAUGCAGCAGGAGGUACAAGCACACACAACCCUGCACCUCAAAUCAUCGGAUUUACCCAAGGGAUCCAUCAUUCUAAUGGACAAUCGUCGUUGGCUGCAUGCUCGGAAUGACAUCAAGGAUCCUGAGCGUCAUCUUCGCAGGGUGAGAUGGGACGCAUGUGCUUUCGAUAGUUCCAAUUAG